AUGGCAGCCGAGGACAUCACCAGCCUGCUGGAAUAUAUGAACAGCACCAAACUUAGCGGUGACGAUAACGACGAUGCCCUUCCUCAAGAUGUGAAGACACAGCGCACCCAGGGCCUCAAGACGGUUCUUGCCCGCGCACAGCAGCUCCGGCAACCAGGAUCGCUUGACGAUCUCUUAGCCAUCACGCAAAAGCUAGCAACAGGCAGUCGUGACGCUUCAUGGAGAACCCCCAUCGGUGAUUCUGGAAUCUUGGACUUCUGCCUAGAUUUACUCGCCGAACCAGAUACGGAUCAAGCACUCAAGGUCCAGGCACUUCGUCUUGUCGGCAACUCGUGCGCGGAUACAGACGAAAACAGAGCACGGGUAGUCGAUGGGGCAUAUUUUCCGCCGAUAAUCAAGCUUCUCGUCGAGGACGAACUUGUUCCAUUUGUGAUUCCUUCGUUGCACAAUAUUUGUAUAGAAUAUGAGCCUGCCCAUGCGAAGGCGGCAGAGGCAGGCCUCUCUAGGGAACUUGUAAAAUGGCUUCAAAGUCCACGGGUGGCCAAGGCACCACACCUCGUGGGAAUUGCAGCAAAGACGAUCGGCCUCCUCGCAUCAACAAAUUACGAAAAGGCCUCGCCGGAUACACUCAUCCCCAUCACCCUCCUGCAAUGCGCCUCGUUACCACAUUCUUGGCCAGCAGCAAAUUCACCACUCGACAUUGAGGAUUUUGUCAGCCUGCUUUGCACGGCCACGGCCUAUCUAACCCCAGAUCGGAUCGCUACGGCAUCCACAUCACCUUCAGACUCAUAUGCCAUCUACAAAAGUCUCGAGACAGCAUGUACAUGUUAUUCGUUCGCAGACGCUGAUGAUGAUGAUAUUGAUGAUGCCAACCAGCUUAUCAACAUGCGCAAGGCGCUAGUCGGUAUCGUUGCCGACCUGUCCUCCCAACCAAGCUGGUCCGAGUCAUUCUCAACAUCAUCAGACGGCAACCCGACCAAGUGGUUGGCCGAACACGGAGUCACGACCGACUGGCUUUCUAGACAUCACUCCCCACUGCAAGAAGCCGCAUGUCUCACGUUUGGAAAUCUCGCCUGCGACGACGCCAAGACGUCCUGGCUUGUUGAAACCUUGGGCAUCCACAAGCCGCUCAUAUCCUUCCUCGCCAACGAGUACCAUUCUACGCCGGGGCCUGACGAUGCUGCCCCGGGUGCGGUGCUGCAUUCCGCUAUUGGCUUACUCAAGAACCUCGCCAUCCCCUCGGGGAACCGCCCAGUCCUUGGCGAGCACCUCCUGAGCACCGUCAACAAACCAACAGGCGACGACGGGGAGACGUCAACUACCGGCCUGCUACCUUUUAUCUGGGCCCACAAAGACACUCAGCCGCAGACUCAGCUCGCCACGAUAUCUCUCUGCCGGCUGCUCUUGACAGGAACGCCCUCCAACGCCCGCCUCUUCUGCGAGCCCCUAUCUGCCACCACGUCCUCUGACGACAGCACCACCAAGCAGCCAAGGACCCAACUCCACGCCCUGAUCGACGUCUUCACCACGGCCCCGACAGAGCCCACAAAGACCGAGGCAUCCCGCACCGCCCUCGCCCUCUGCAGGGUCCUGCACGGCGGCAGCAGCGGACCGGAAGUCACAAUCCUGACUUCCCCGGCCUGGCAGGACUCUACGGCGCCUGCCGGGCCGCUCGGAAACUUCCUCGCCCGCCACGACGGCCUCCACCAUCUGCUCGCCUUCCUGCUGACCCAAGCACGCUUCCCCGCGCUCCGCAGCGAGGCCUGGUUCGUGCUGGCGAUCAUGGCCCGCCGCGGCUCGGACGGCGCGCCGCUCGUCGCCCGUGCCCUGACGAGCAGCGCAGAGGCCCUGGCAGCACUGGAGCGCGCCGUGAGCCUCGGCCAGAGCCAGGCCGCCGAGGAGGCUGCCAGGAAGACGGAGGAGGAGCAGAACAAGAAGCAGCUCGCCACUGUGGAUGGCGUGCAAGGGUUGGGUCUGGAGCCGAAGCAAGCGGACCCCAGGCAGGCGGCGCAGAUGGCCAAGAUCGAUCGGGAGAAUGUCCUGGUGCUGCUGGUUGAGCUGCUCAAGAGUGAGGCCGCGCUGGAGGUUCUGUCCGAGGAGUCCAAGACUAGACUCCGACAACUUAUGCAGACCGGUGGCGAGAUGGUGCUUGGUGAGCGGGAGCAGCCAGCGGCAGACGCGUAG
This is a messenger RNA of Pyricularia pennisetigena, 2184 nucleotides long. RefSeq lists its product as uncharacterized. The record is from RefSeq and is a predicted model, not a curated record. Gene Ontology annotation, molecular function: guanyl-nucleotide exchange factor activity. NCBI's taxonomy places the organism in Eukaryota, Fungi, Ascomycota, Sordariomycetes, Magnaporthales, Pyriculariaceae. The transcript has 4 exons. Gene Ontology annotation, cellular component: cytosol. Gene Ontology annotation, biological process: positive regulation of GTPase activity. The coding region runs from base 1 to 2184 and encodes 727 amino acids.